Molecule: messenger RNA, 2075 nt
Organism: Gadus morhua (Atlantic cod)
Lineage: Eukaryota; Metazoa; Chordata; Actinopteri; Gadiformes; Gadidae
Gene: dnaaf11
Product: dynein axonemal assembly factor 11
Exons: 12
Coding region: 61-1530 (489 amino acids)
Biological process (GO): outer dynein arm assembly
Cellular component (GO): cytoplasm
Molecular function (GO): protein binding
Source: RefSeq, a predicted model, not a curated record
CGUCAAGGGCGCUUCCGCCCAUGGAGUUUCAAAAUAAAAGACCACGCACGGUUGAAAACGAUGCGUUCGGUUUCCAUAGCAACGGAUAAACGGUACAGCGAGGCAGAAGGACGCAGAAGAAGAAACAUGGUUUAUAUCACGGAGGACAUGGUGCGGAGGCGGGCGGAGCACAACGAGGGGGAGAUCUUCUCCCUGGAGGAAGUGUCCCUCCAUCAACAGAACAUCGAGAGGAUUGAACACCUGGAGAAGUGGUGCCGAGAGCUCAAGAUCCUCUACCUGCAGAACAACCUCAUCCCCCGGAUAGAGAACGUUGGGCGCUUGAAGAUGUUGGAGUAUCUGAACCUGGCCUUGAACAACAUUGAAGCCAUUGAAAACCUUGAAGGGUGCGAGAGCCUGAAGAAGCUUGACCUGACGGUGAAUUUCGUGGGCCGUCUGAGCAGCGUGGCCUCGCUGAAACACAACCUCCACCUCCGAGAGCUCUUCCUGGUGGGGAACCCCUGUGCCGCGUUCCAGGGGUACAGGCAGUAUGUUGUGGCCUCCCUCCCCCAGCUACAGUCGCUGGACGGCCAGGAGGUGAGCCGGUCGGAGAGGAUCCGGGCGGAGCAGGGCCUGGAGGAGGUGAGGCGCAGCGUCCGGUGGCAGGAGGAGGCGUACGCCCGGAGGAGGGCCCAGGAGAAGGAGGAGGCGCGGCGGGGCGGAGCUGCUGGGGCGGAGCAGAGUAGAGCCCCUCGGGGCAGAAGCGCUGGGUGGGAGGAGAGCGAGGAGGAGCGGCAGGACAGAGAGUUCUGGGAGAAGCCGUGCGCCUUCUCGCCCGAGUCUCGGUUGGAGGCACACCGCCACCUGGAGGCCAAGCAGAAAACUACAACCUUGGAGGGAGAGCCGACCCCCAAGACCCCCAGGACCCUCAUAACAGCUGAAGGCCGCGCCCUCAACCUCAACCAGCCCAAGCUGGACUUCUGUCUGUCUGAGGACGAGGAAGCCAACAGCAUCAAGCUGGACCUGGCUGUGUACAGACACAUGGAUACGUCCCUGUUGGAGGUCGACGUGCAGCCAACCUACGUGCGAGUGACCGUCAAAGGAAAGAUCUUUCAGCUGGUCCUGCCGGCGGAGGUGAGGCCCGACAGCUGCUCGGUGCGGAGGUCCGGGACCACCGGACACCUGCUGCUCACCAUGCCCAGGGCUGCGGGGGAAAUCCGAGCCGCCACCAGGGUCCUGGCUCCGGCCUCGGCCCGGUCCAGCAGAGACCUGGGUCCAGGCCCGGCCCGGUCCAGCAGAGACCUGGGUCCGGACCCGACCCGGUCCAGAACCUCCCGGACCGGAGGAGCAGGGAGGUAUGUGAUUGGUCGAGAGUGGCUGGAGGCGGACCCCGCCCACCGCUCCGUGGUGGACCUGACCAACAUCGUAGCGCGGGAGGGAGGCGAGGGGGGCCCCCUGGAGGGGAGGGGGCCCCUGAGGCCGACCGACCCCUCGAAGGGAGCCCGCCUCUCUGAAGACUUCGUUGACGACCCCGAUGUCCCUCCGUUGAUGUGACGCUCCAGUCUGCUCCCCGUUGGUAUGACAACGGACCGGUCUUUACCAGUCUGGCCCCCCCCGUUGACGUGACAACGGACCAAUAUCUGGACCAGUAUCCGGACCAGUGCCGGUACGGACCAGUCUGAUCCGGUUGGCACGGAGACCAUGUCUGACAUCUCGACACAAAGGACUUCCUGUUGACUUUUCGAGCGGCGGGAGUCUGAGAGAGUUCUUCAAUGUAAACAGAGGAGAGUUGGUUCUGUUUGUCAAUGCGCACACAAAACAUAUCCUCUGUCCUCGAGUGCUUCUGUGUUCGGACGGCGUCACGGCACGGGGCGACGUGUUAUCACGUUUUCUUGGUGUGGUACUUCAACAAAGCGUGCCCUUGUGUUGUACUGUGAGACCCGUGGUGGUCAGGGAAGGGGCCAGCCCUCUCACCCCCCUGUCCUCCUCUUCAGUGGGCCGACCCCUGGCUGCCCCCCCUUGCCUCACCUGCUUCUGUAUUCACAGCCGGUUUCCCUUUGAAUAAAGAACCUGGCGGUUUGGGACCGACCACAGCAGCU